Hansenula anomala is the source of this 882-nucleotide messenger RNA. It is a transcript of the gene NIT3, whose product is annotated as putative hydrolase. Gene Ontology annotation, molecular function: omega-amidase activity. Gene Ontology annotation, biological process: oxaloacetate metabolic process; L-glutamine metabolic process. The record is from RefSeq and is a predicted model, not a curated record. NCBI's taxonomy places the organism in Eukaryota, Fungi, Ascomycota, Saccharomycetes, Phaffomycetales, Wickerhamomycetaceae. Gene Ontology annotation, cellular component: mitochondrion. The coding region runs from base 4 to 882 and encodes 292 amino acids. The transcript has a single exon.
AUAAUGUCUGAACUACUAUCCAAGAAGUUGAAAGUUGCUUUAAUCCAAAUCACUGCUGGCAGUGACAAACAAGCCAAUUUAGCUCAUGCAAAAGAGUUCAUUUUGAAAGCUUUAGAGAAGGAUUCAUCAAUUGACUUGGUUAUUUUGCCUGAAUGUUUUAACUCUCCAUACUCUGUCACAGAAUUCUCAAAAUAUGCUGAAAAGAUUCCAGAUGGUGAAAGUACUCAAUUUCUAUCCAAGUUAGCUAAAGAUCAAAAAAUUCUGAUUGUUGGUGGUUCCAUUCCCGAAUUAGGAGAUGAUGGAAAGAUUUAUAACACAUCAAUCACUUUCAAUCGUCAAGGUGAAAUUAUUGGUAAACAUAGAAAAGUUCACUUAUUUGAUAUUGACAUUCCAAAUGGUAUAACUUUCAAAGAGAGUAUAACUCUAACUGGUGGUGACAAGGCAACAACUAUUGAACUACCGGAAUUUGGUAAUAUUGGUGAAGGAAUUUGUUAUGACAUCAGAUUCCCUGAGCUAGCAACAGUAGCAGCCCGUGAAAAAAAUGCGUUUGCAAUGGUUUAUCCUGGUGCUUUCAACACUGUCACUGGUCCUUUACACUGGCAUUUAUUGGCAAGAUCUAGAGCUAUUGAUAACCAAAUUUUUGUUGUGUUGGUUAGUCCAUCUAGAAACUUGAAUCUAGGAUAUCACGCUUAUGGACAUUCAUUAAUUGUUGAUCCUAAUGGUAACAUUAUUGCUGAAGCUGGUGAAGAUGAAGAAAUUGUUAUUGCGGAGUUGGACCCUGAGCUUCUUAAAAAGACUAGAGCUGGUAUUCCAAUUACUACUCAAAGAAGAUUCGAUAUCUAUGGUGAUUACACAAAGAAGGUUGAACCAAGAGCUAUAUAA